Molecule: messenger RNA, 3157 nt
Organism: Trichomycterus rosablanca
Lineage: Eukaryota; Metazoa; Chordata; Actinopteri; Siluriformes; Trichomycteridae
Gene: slc43a2b
Product: solute carrier family 43 member 2b
Exons: 15
Coding region: 170-1957 (595 amino acids)
Biological process (GO): transmembrane transport; neutral amino acid transport
Molecular function (GO): L-amino acid transmembrane transporter activity; neutral L-amino acid transmembrane transporter activity
Source: RefSeq, a predicted model, not a curated record
GUAGCCAAUCAAAACGCUCCAAUGUUUUUCCAAGCUCAGGCAGCUAUAAAUGGCUCGAUUGCUUAAAAACACUUCCUCACAAAGUUGACGAGAGAGAGGAGAGGGGCGAUUUAUUCCAGCUACAGAUCAUUGCAUCCUCUCGUAGUCCUCUCUCUUGUCCACCUCUACAAUGGCUCCAACACUAUCUACGGCAUUUGCCCGCAAAUGGUGGAUGGCAGUGACAGCCAUUAUUGAAAACCUUCUGUUUUCUGCUGUACUGCUGGGAUGGGGCUCCCUGCUCAUCAUGCUUCAAUCUGAGGGCUUCUACUCAUACCUCUGCACUGAACCUGGUAACAUCACUUCUAACGCAUCUAUCCCAGCCUCACCAGCAGUAGAGGAAGACUACGUGGAUGAAGACUACCUGUCUGGGCCACAUGGCGAUGGGGUAGAGAUGGUUCCUUUGAAGCCAGCAGAUGACCAUUUGCGAAUGAAUGGCUGGCUGAUCUGUAAAGAACAGGACGAAAUGCUGAAUCUUGCCUUCACUGUCGGAUCUUUCCUUCUCAGCGCUAUCGCACUUCCGCUCGGUAUAGUCAUGGACAAGUACGGGCCGCGCAAACUCCGUCUGACUGGCAGUGCCUGCUUCGGAUUGUCCUGCCUACUUAUCGCUUAUGGAGCCAGCAACCCUAAUGAACUUUCCGUCCUUAUCUUUAUUGCUCUGAUCUUUAAUGGUUUUGGUGGAAUGUGCAUGACCUUCACUUCACUCACCCUGCCUAACAUGUUUGGAGACCUGCGCUCGACCUUCAUUUCUUUAAUGAUUGGCUCCUAUGCGUCCUCUGCUGUUACCUUCCCUGGAGUUAAGGUAAUCUAUGACCUAGGAAUUAACUUCAUCACAAUCCUGGUGGUGUGGGCAGUGUGCGCCGGCCUAGUCUUCAUUAACUGUUUCCUCAACUGGCCACUUGAGGCCUUCCCUGGCCCAGAGGACAUGGACUACACUGUCAAGAUUAAGUUCAGCUGGCUGGGUUUUGACCACAAGAUCACCGGAAAGAAGUUCUACCAGCAGGUGACGACAGUCGGCAAACGACUGAGCACGAACAAUUCUCCAGCACGGAAGGAGCUGGCUACCAGCGAGGGUCACAAACUCUGCCUGUCUACUAUGGACCUGGAGGUUCAAUGUGCAGCUAAAGAAGAAUCUCAAUCGUUCAUGAAGAGCAUCUUCAGCCCUCUUUUCCUGCUCAGCCUGGUCACCAUGUGUGUCACUCAGCUGCGUCUGAUCUUCUACAUGGGAGCCAUGAACAGCAUCCUGGAGUCCAUGAGCGGUGGAGACUUCAAUACAGUUGAGAGAAUGCAGUUGGUGAGCCUGUACACUUCUAUUUUUGGAGUCAUGCAACUGCUGUGCCUUUUGACCACUCCAGUCAUCGGUCAGAUCAUGGACUGGAAACUCAAGGAGUGUGACGACGGAGAGUUUGAUGUGAAAAAUGCCAUUAAAGACCAGCCCCAGCCUAAGCGAAGGGACAGAAAAAUCCAAAAAAUAACCAAUGCCACACGAGCCUUCUUUUUAACCAACCUCAUCCUUGUCGGUUUUGGAAUCACCUGUUUAAUCCCUAUUCUCGAGCUGCAGCUGGUUUCAUUUGUUUUGCAUACCAUCGUUAGAGGCUUCAUCCACUCAGCCAUUGGAGGACUUUAUGCUGCUGUGUAUCCAUCUGGUCAAUUUGGAACCCUGACAGGAAUGCAGUCCUUGAUUAGUGCCUUGUUUGCCCUGUUGCAGCAGCCUCUGUUUGUGGCCAUGAUGGGACCACUGGGGCGAGAUCCUCGCUGGGUGGACGUGGGUCUCCUUGUCCUCAGCAUGAUGGCUUUUCUGCUGCCCCUUUACCUGCUGUGCUUCCGCAGAUCGCUUCAAAAAAAAAGGAAAGAGAAAGAAAAUGAUGCCAAGAUCUACAUCAAAAUCAACGGCACUGACAAACCCGAGGCCUUCGUGUAGAGCCGGAGCGAAUUUACAAAUCGAAACAACGAUGUGCAAGAAAGACAGUGUAAACACGUGUGCCAAGAAAGUAUACAACUGAUGCACAUUAACAGAUAUGUUUUUUUUCUCACAUAGAGACUUGUCAUGGAAACUGAGACCAUCCUAGUGACAGAGAAUGAGAAACAUUUGUAAAAGAUGUGGAAUUAGUGAUUAGUUUUUUUAAAUUGUGUUUUGUAUGUGAGAUUUCUAACGUCUGACUGAGCAUGUUGCUCAUAAUAUGCAUCAUAUUUGCACAUACUGUUCUGCUGCUUGGCUCUGAGCGCCUUGAUGACGUGCUGCACAAGGUUCAGUGAAGAAGCUGACAGAAAAGGAAGAAAAAUAGAAAAAACGACAUUUUAGCAAAAAGUACCUUUGUGAAGUGCCUUAGUCAUAAUGUCCCUAAAAUGUGUUAUAAUUUAUUGCCACAGUUCCUUAAGAGGCAUUAAAAAGCGUACAAAGUCUCACUGUGCAUUUGUUACUAGAAGGUUAAAUGCAAAUGUUUGCACCCCCAGAUUUUUUAAUGCGGGAAUCAAAUAUUAUUUCCAAAUAAAUUUUACAUUUAAAUAUAAAUUUUAAUAUAGAAAAAAGUGUUCAUGCCAUGUAGCAAAAUGAAAUAUUUUAAGAUAAAUGGGUACUCCUGAUCCACCUCAUGAUCUGUGUCAUAAUGGAAGCAGGGCAGUAGACCCUGACCAGGACAAAGUGUUUUUCAUAAAUAACAGGACCAGUAAAGUGACAGGAAAAUGACAUUUAGAGAAGGCUGUUCAGAAUGUUUUUUUUUCCAAUGAAAAAAGCCAUUGUAAAGUAAUGUAGUAAGAACACCAUUUAAGUCAUUAGAUGACUUGAGUCAUUAGAUUAAGAGAAUUUAAAUUAAGUUCUAAAAGCCAUUGGGAAACAAAGCCUUAACAGAGUGGUUUAGAUAAGCAUUUACAAAGAAUCAGUUAGGAAACAGUCAUUUAAAUAAUUAAGAUUAAGAUUUAUUUCAUUUAAUUGUAUCCUGGUCAAUGCUACAGCGGCUCCAGAUUCUCUGGGAAACAGGGGACGCCAGGCAGGGAUAACCUGGAUCCAUCUCCAACCUCACCCGUAUGAUCCUAUUUUUGUACAAAAUAUAAGAUUGAAGUUAAUGUGACCCUACGGCAGUAAAUGAAAAAAAAUGAAUAAAAAAGAAUUUAAAGUUUAAAA